GCAAACAGGAAAUUAGAGCAUCCUGUUGAAAGAGCCAGAGAUGGGUCCUCCAACCGGCGCACUGCUUGGCAUCAACGGCGUUCGUGUCUUACCUCCUGGCAAAGGGAAUGAUACAGUGUAUAUUUAUCUCUCUAACACCGAUGCCUCAACAUUCCACAGUGUGCCGGUUUCCCUCUCCACGUUGCAAAAAUUAGGAUCAGUGGAAACCCUUUUCACUGGUUACGCUUUGAUGGUUCCGCCUUGGAUAAGAGUUGGGAGAGGCGUAUCUGGCGGGAGGAGAAAGGAAUGCGUUGUUGACGGUUGCUCUUGGCAGUGGCGAGAUGCAAACUGUGUAUGGGGGGGGAGUGAGACGGAGCUGGUGGGGCAUACUAGUGUUGCUUUGGGAAGAACGUGGGGAGAGAAAGGGAAUGUGUUUAUCACGACGCAGAAGGGAGGCGUGGUGGGUGUUGAUGUUGGGCGUUGAAUCCUUCAUCGUCUGUCAAGAGAGGAGUCCAGAAUGUUGAUUUUCGGGAUGAAGAGCCACACCUUCGAGAACGAAUCUUCAAGCACAGACCGAGCGUAGGGAAACAGUCGAUAAUCGUCAUCUGGCGAAAUCUUCUGACAUUGCAGCACAUAUAUCAAGGUCUAUAUAGAGUGGUCGACAGCCGUGAUCGCCAAAUACCCCACACAC
Messenger RNA from Hyaloscypha bicolor E, 670 nucleotides. RefSeq lists its product as uncharacterized. The transcript has a single exon. The record is from RefSeq and is a predicted model, not a curated record. Bases 41 to 463 code for a protein of 140 amino acids. NCBI's taxonomy places the organism in Eukaryota, Fungi, Ascomycota, Leotiomycetes, Helotiales, Hyaloscyphaceae.